Quercus robur (English oak) is the source of this 375-nucleotide messenger RNA. Its product is annotated as cysteine proteinase inhibitor 1-like. Gene Ontology annotation, molecular function: cysteine-type endopeptidase inhibitor activity. The record is from RefSeq and is a predicted model, not a curated record. Bases 1 to 375 code for a protein of 124 amino acids. The transcript has a single exon. Lineage: Eukaryota; Viridiplantae; Streptophyta; Magnoliopsida; Fagales; Fagaceae.
AUGAAAGCCCAGAAGUACUGCUAUUACCUAUUCCUUCUUACCCUUCUCAUCCUUCCAAUCUACGCAAAAGACAUUGGAGGCAAACGUGGUGUUCGUGAUAAACAUGGCUGGAAGCCGAUAAAGAACAUCAAAGACCCGUACGUGAAGGGGAUUGCAGAUUUCGCACUGUUCGAGUCCAACAAGAGGUUAAAUUUUAAUUUGUUGUUCGAAGGAGUGUUGAGGGGCCAGACCCGAUCCUCAAACGGGACCUAUUUCCGGCUUGUCGUGGCGGCUAAGAAUGGUGCACACAUCAGAAACUACCGAACUGUUGUGUUUGAACAGCCUUGGGCAGAUUUAAGGAAACUUGUCUACUUAACUGCAUUUAACAAGCACUGA